Molecule: messenger RNA, 591 nt
Organism: Lactuca sativa (garden lettuce)
Lineage: Eukaryota; Viridiplantae; Streptophyta; Magnoliopsida; Asterales; Asteraceae
Source: RefSeq, a predicted model, not a curated record
AUGAAGAGUAUUCCUGAUGUAUUUCAUGAUUACAUCGACAAGAUGCAAGAUGUAAUCGGUGAUGGAAACUAUGGGUUUCGAGCGGUAGCUGUUAGUCUAGGGCACAGUGAAGACCAAUGGCUAUACAUUCGACAACAAUUGCUUGAAGAGUUACAAAGUCAAUUUUAUGCAUACCAACAAGUUUUUACUGAUGGGUUCAACGAGGUAUACGAGUCUUUGUGUUGGUUCGAAUCACCUGCAUAUUUGCGACAUUGGAUGAUUAUGCCUUUGACUGGUUACUUGAUUGCCAACAAGUUUGGUGUGAUUGUUCAUUGUCUAAGCCAUGAACAAUCUACAACCUGCUUCCCUCUUUGGAGAGGUCCUGAAGAGUUUCAAUCUCACCGAAACAUUACAGUGGCACUUGUAGGCAGACAUUAUUUUUCGGUGUCUUUAAAAGGAAAUUACCCGAUGCCUCCCACCACGACAUAUUGGAAUGCUCAUAAAAGCUCGUCUGCAUCUUUCUGGCAAACUAUGUAUUGGUCGCGUUUCGAAUUAUACAAUCAACAUAGGUCUCGUAGUUCUAAAAUAUCUUGGAUACAUAUCAAGGAUUAA